Messenger RNA from Salvia miltiorrhiza (redroot sage), 2867 nucleotides. Its product is annotated as U-box domain-containing protein 51-like. Gene Ontology annotation, biological process: protein phosphorylation. The record is from RefSeq and is a predicted model, not a curated record. Gene Ontology annotation, molecular function: ATP binding; protein kinase activity. NCBI's taxonomy places the organism in Eukaryota, Viridiplantae, Streptophyta, Magnoliopsida, Lamiales, Lamiaceae.
UAAUAUCCCAAAAUUAGGAAAUAAACAAAAAGGCAUCAAGAAAUGAUUUUCUAGUCUUUUUCAUUUUCCCACAGGAGUUGAGAGGCAAGAUUUGUGGAAAUUAAGAAAAAAGGUGGGGAAAUGUGGCUUUCAAGUGGAAAAGGCAGUAACAAUUCUGCAAGAAGAAAUGGUAGGAAUGGGGUAGUAGCAGUAGCCAUAGAUAAAGAUAAAAGAAGUCAAGAUGCCCUCAAAUGGGCAACUGAGCAUCUCAUCAACAAAGGCCAAUCCAUCAUUCUCAUCCACGUCGUCCCAAGGCCAUCCACAUCCUCACUUGGGAAAAACUACGCAAUUUAUGAACCAAAUGGAGUUGCAAAAGCACGAAUGAAAGCACUUGAGAAACAGCACAAAGAGUUAUUCCUCAGCUUCCAUUGUUUCUGUACUCGCAAAGAUAUAAACUGCUUUGAUGUGCUGUUGGAGGAGACGGACAUAGCAAGAGCCAUAUCAGAUUAUGCUGCGUAUGCUGCCGUCGAAAACUUGGUUCUUGGCUCAUCACGCCAUGGCUUUAUCAAAUUGAAGGUGACGGACGUACCUAGCAGCGUAUCAAAAUCGGCGCCGGAUUUCUGCACUGUUUAUGUGAUAUCGAAAGCAAAGAUCUCAUCGGUAAGGAAUGCUUCGCGUGCAGCGCCAUUCGUGUCUCCCGUCAUCUCUCAUCUUCAAAAGAUGGAAGACUCUAAUCCUAAUAGUUUUGAUUCUUCCCACAACUCCAGACCAGGUGCAGACCCACCAAAAGCUGCAUUCGACGACUCCGACUUGUUCAAGUCUCCAUUUUCAAGAGGGAGAGGCUUCAAUGGCAGAAUGUUUGCAGAAAUCUCAGAGAAUGAGAAUGAGUCCUUUGCCGGAUCAGACAGGACCAGCACGGACCGCCUCUCAGGCGUGCUCUUCGACAGCCAAGCUUCCAGCCGCACGUCGCGAGCAUCCACCUGCUCCGAUAACAGCUUCACCUCUACGCAGUCGGGCCCCAGGGGGAGCGAGGCCAGCUUCUCCACUGAUUUCUCGUCGUCUUCGGUUGAAGGAGAUGACGUUGAUGCAGAGAUGAGAAGGCUGAAGCAAGAGUUGCAGAGGACUAUGGAGAUGUACAGCACAGCCUGCAAGCAAGCUCAAACGUCCAAGCACCACAAGGCUGCGGAGCUGAGCCGGUGGCGCGCAGAGGAAGAGAGGAGGAUGGAAGAGGCACGGCUGGCGGAGGAGUCGGCUCGGCAAGAGAAAGCCAAGUACAGCGUGGGAGCAGCUCAGAGGAUUGCGGAUAUGGAGUCGCGGAAGAGAGUGAGCGCUGAGAUGAAAGCCAUCAGUGAGGAGAGUGAUGAGAGUGAGAGUGCAGCACUCAACUACCGAAGAUACAGCAUUGAUGAGAUCGAAGAAGCGACGCAUUACUUCUCCAAGUCCCUCAAGGUCGGAGAAGGAGGCUACGGCCCCGUCUUCAAGUGCAACCUCGACCACACGCCCGUCGCUGUCAAGGUCUUGCGCCCCGACGCUGCUCAAGGGAGAUCACAGUUCCAGCAAGAGCUUCAAGUCCUGAGCUGCAUGAGGCAUCCCAACAUGGUGCUCCUGCUGGGAGCUUGCCCCGAAUACGGGUGCCUGGUGUACGAGUACAUGGCCAACGGAAGCCUGGAAGACCGGCUGUGCAGGAAGGGGAACACGCGGGCGCUGUCGUGGCAGCUGCGCUUCAGGAUCGCGGCAGAGAUAGCGACGGGCCUGAAUUUCCUCCACCAGAUGAAGCCGGAGCCGCUGGUCCACCGGGACCUGAAGCCGGCAAACAUCCUGCUGGACCAGAACUACGUGAGCAAGAUCAGCGACGUGGGGCUGGCGAGGCUGGUGCCUCCGUCGGUAGCAGACGACACAACGCAGUACCUGAUGACGUCGACAGCGGGGACGUUCUGCUACAUCGAUCCGGAGUAUCAGCAGACGGGGAUGCUCGGGGUGAAGUCGGAUGUGUACUCGUUUGGAGUGCUGCUGCUGCAGCUGCUGACGGCAAAGUCUCCGAUGGGGCUGACGCACACGGUGGGGCGCGCCAUUGAGAAGGGGAAACUGGAGGAGAUGCUGGAUCCUGCAGUGCCAGAUUGGCCCAUUGAGGAGGCCGGGGUUCUUGCGCAGCUGGCUGUGCAAUGCGCCGAGAUGAGGCGCAAGGAUAGACCGGAUCUUGCCAAGGUCGUCUUGCCCGAGUUCAAUCGCCUCAGAGAUUUAGCCAAUCAGAGAAUCAACCACUUCUUGGUCUAGUUACCAACCACUUCACCUAUAUACUUAUGGAAAUCACACUCAUGUUGAUGAAUUAAUAUCCUACAAACUCAAUGUGUAGUUACAAUCUUUGCUUUCAACAAUAUGUUUAACAAGUUAAACUCCUUCAAACUUUCUACGGAACAAUAUGUUUUUUUUUUUCUGUUGUUGAGUGAUAUAAUGAACAACUUAUUAUUGCUUACUUUUAGUGGCCGACAUAUGAAAAAAUAUUACAAAUCGAAAAACCUGAAAAUGCUGGAGCCGGCCCCAUUACCACCACCGGUUACUGUAAAAUCAUACUUUAUGUUCUUUAAACAUCCUCAGCACACUAUAAUCCACAUUUACUAACUUCACAUUCUGCAAAUUUUGGCAAAACAUGCAACACAACAGCAAAUCUUGAGAUUAUGAGGGGAAGGAAGAAUCCUUCGGAGCUGUAUCUCUAUCAACAAGUAGAAAAGGAACUAAGAGGUUUCUCGUGCUUUUUGCUUCUUUGUUGAAACUAUCUUCUCCUUCAGGGCAUCCCAGAAGGCGGGUAUUGCAGUAUCAUCGGGAACUUCCUUGAACGAUGGCAGGUAAUUCACGUCAACAAUGACAUGGUCACCACUGCCUUCCUGAAC